Messenger RNA from Vicia villosa (hairy vetch), 567 nucleotides. Its product is annotated as secreted RxLR effector protein 161-like. The coding region runs from base 1 to 567 and encodes 188 amino acids. The record is from RefSeq and is a predicted model, not a curated record. The transcript has a single exon. NCBI's taxonomy places the organism in Eukaryota, Viridiplantae, Streptophyta, Magnoliopsida, Fabales, Fabaceae.
AUGUCAAAAUUUGAUGGAGGAGAACGAGUCGAAGCAGGUAGAUACAAGAGUCUGAUGGGUAGUCUUCAUUAUCUCACAUGUACAAGGCCAAACAUUUCUUUAAGUGUCGUAUUUUCAAGUCAAUUCAUGGAGGAGCCAAUAUAUUCACAUUGGAAGGUAGUGAAGCAAAUCCUCAGGUACAUCCGAGGAACAUUGUCGUUUGAAAUGUUUUACUCAAGAACAAAAGGUUACAAGUUGGAUGGUUACUCUGACAGUGAUUGGUGCAGAGAUAUAGACGAUCAAAAAAGCACUUCAGGAUAUGUGUUCUUCAUGGAAAAUACCGCAAUCACUUGGAUUUUUAAGAAGCAACCAAUAGUAACACUUUUGACACGUGAAGCUGAAUAUGUAACAGUAUUCUUGUGUGUUUGUCAUGCGACAUGGCUUAGAAAAUUGUUGAAACAGAUGGAUCUGAAGCAGCAAAAUGCAACGGAGAUUCGAGUUGACAACAAAUCUGCAAUUGAGCUAGCAAAGAAUCCAGUAAAUCAUGAAAGAAGAAAACACAUAGACGUUCGUUUUCAUUUUAUCUGA